Molecule: messenger RNA, 1276 nt
Organism: Tripterygium wilfordii
Lineage: Eukaryota; Viridiplantae; Streptophyta; Magnoliopsida; Celastrales; Celastraceae
Product: zinc finger protein CONSTANS-LIKE 2-like
Exons: 2
Coding region: 45-1136 (363 amino acids)
Biological process (GO): regulation of flower development
Cellular component (GO): nucleus
Molecular function (GO): protein binding; zinc ion binding
Source: RefSeq, a predicted model, not a curated record
AAUUCAACUUCAACUUCAACUUCAACUUCUAGUUUUUUACAGAGAUGAUGAAGGAAGAAAGCGGGACUUUCGAUGGCGUUUCUUGCACCAACUGCUCUGCGUAUUGUCAAGCUGAUGGAGCCUACUUGUGCUCAGUCUGUGACUCCCGAAUUCACGCCGCCAAUCGGGUGGCUUCCUGCCACGAACGGUUGUUGGUGUGCGAGGCAUGUGAGCGAGCACCAGCUGCGUUUAUAUGCAAAGCGGACGCCGCCUUGCUCUGCACCUCCUGCGACGCGGAUAUCCACUCCGCUAACCCCCUUGCGCGCCGCCACCACCGUGUCCCAAUCUCUGACGCCCUCUACGCUCCACCGGGUAAGGUUGAGCCAGAAUUUGUGAGUCAGGAGGCAGAGGAGGAGGCAGCUUCGUGGUUACUGGGGAACCCAAUGAAGACUAUCACCAACACCAUCGCCGCCGCCACCAACAACAACAAUCAGAAUAAUAACAUUAAUAAUGGGGUUCUGUUCAAUAGUGGAGAGGGCGAGGAGUAUUUAGACUUCUUUGAGUACAAUUCAAUUGGUGAUGCCCAGUUCAGUGAGCAAUACAAUCAAGAUCAGGACAAGCAGCAGAGGAGUUACAGUUGUGUUCCACAGAAGAGUAGUUAUGGAGGUGACAGUGUUGUGCCUAUUCAGUGUGGAGAAACCAAGGAUGGUCUGCAACAACAGCAAUUGAAUUUUGAGCUUGGUUUGGGAUAUGAGCCUUCAAAGGUCUACAGCUUCAGUGGUUCAAUUACUCCAAGUGUUCCAAUUUCAUCCUUGGACGUUGGAGUGGUACCGGAAUCAACGAUCAGCGACAACUCCCUUUCACAUUCAAGGCCUCCAAAAGGAACCAUUGAUCUUUUCUCUGCACCUCCAGUUCAGAUGCCCCAACAACUUAGUCCCAUGGACAGAGAGGCCAGGGUGUUAAGGUACAGAGAGAAGAAGAAGACGCGCAAGUUCGAGAAAACAAUCCGAUACGCCUCAAGAAAGGCGUAUGCAGAAACAAGAGCAAGAAUAAAAGGCCGGUUCACGAAGAGAACAGAUGUAGAGAUUGAAGUAGACCAGAUGUUCUCCACAACUUUGAUGACUGGAUCUGGAUAUGGCAUUGUCCCUUCAUUCUGAAUUUAGGUGACGGCAGAAAAUAAAUAACAGUACUUCAUCAUGUGGGUGUCAUCUAAAAUAUAAAUCAAUUAUUGGUGAUUGUAUUCUUACUGCUACUGCAAUGUGUUGAAUAUGUAUAUAUACAUAUGCAUUUCCUUGAA